Messenger RNA from Zootoca vivipara (common lizard), 3319 nucleotides. It is a transcript of the gene TMEM135, whose product is annotated as transmembrane protein 135. The record is from RefSeq and is a predicted model, not a curated record. NCBI's taxonomy places the organism in Eukaryota, Metazoa, Chordata, Lepidosauria, Squamata, Lacertidae.
GCCCGGCCAUACACACAGAGCGCGCGAGAGGCGGUUGACCGCGAAUAACCUCGGCGGUUUGGGCCGCCCCGCGCGACCUUUCUCCUGCAUUGGCCGUGACGCGCUUGGGGCCUCCCCCUCCCCCCGCGCCCCCCUCCGCGAGAGAGAGAGCGGCUGCGGGCCAAGAUGGCGGCGCUGAGCAAGUCCAUCCCUCACAGCUGCUACGAGAUCGGGCACACCUGGCACCCCCACUGCGGACGGGCCUUCGCGGACAUCACCCAGGGGGCGCUGCUUGAAUCCCUCCGCAUCUACGGGACCCUGUACCUGAUUGCUGCAAUUCUCCGGAAACGAAAACUAGAUUAUUAUUUGCACAAACUGCUCCCUGAGAUCCUGCAAUCAACAUCCUUUCUGACAGCAAAUGGAAGUUUGUAUAUUGCAUUUUUCUGCAUUUUAAGGAGGAUACUUGGAAAAUUUUAUUUUUGGACUCCUGGUUUUGGCGCUGCUUUGCCAGCUUCUUAUGUGGCUAUUCUUAUUGAAAGGAAGAGCAGGAGAGGGCUGCUUACAAUUUACAUGGCGAAUUUGGCCACGGAAACUCUAUUUCGCAUGGGGGUGUCAAGAGGAACAAUUACUCCUUUAAGACACGGAGAGGUCCUUUUGUUCUGCAUUACUGCUGCCCUGUUUAUGUUCUUUUUCAGGUGCAAGGAUGGCUUGAAAGGAUUUACAUUCUCAGCACUAAAAUUCAUUGUAGGGAAGGAAGAAAUUCCCACACAUUCUUUUGCACCGGAAGCAGCCUUUCUAAGGAGAGGGAGAAAAACAAAGCACAGCGAAGAAAUGACACAGCGAAUGAACAUAGUGGCGGCAACAAAGAAACUUGUGGACAAAGUAUGCAAACAUGGGCCAAGGCACAGAUGCUGUAAGCAUUAUGAAGAUAAUUGCAUCUCAUAUUGUGUUAAAGGCUUCAUUAGGAUGUUUAGCGUUGGUUACUUGAUCCAGUGUUGCCUUCGGAUCCCGUCAGCAUUCCGGCAUCUGUUUACAAAACCUUCCCGGCUGCUCUCGCUCCUCUACAACAAAGAAAAUUUCCAGCUUGGGGCUUUUCUGGGGUCAUUUGUCAGUAUAUACAAAGGUACAAGCUGCUUCCUGCGCUGGGUACGGAACCUGGAUGAUGAACUGCAUGCACUUAUUGCAGGAUCCUUGGCAGGAAUGUCAAUGAUGUUCUACAAAAGUACUACUAUCUCUAUGUACCUGGCUUCCAAACUAGUAGAGGCCAUGUAUUUCAAAGGCAUCGAAGCUGGAAAGGUACCUUAUUUUCCCCAUGCUGACAGUAUCAUCUACGCUGUGUCCACAGCCAUCUGCUUCCAGGCAGCCGUGAUGGAAGUUCAAAACUUGAGACCUUCAUAUUGGAAAUUUCUAUUACGGCUAACAAGGGGAAGGUUUGCCGUCAUGAACAGGAAAGUUUUGGAUGUAUUUGGUACUGAAGCAUCUAUGCAUUUCAAGGACUUUGUACCUGCGCUUGACCCAAGAUAUUCAGUGGCUCCACCAGAGAGGCCUGUUGAGCGAUCUUGGUAGUGAGACGUUGGCCUGGGACGAAGUCUGGCUGGUGUUUGUGCUGAGAAGUCAAAUUAACUUUAACAGUCAAAUAGACCGAAGAGGGCUUGUGUUCCACUUCAGUAUUGUUUCAGUGAGUUGCGUUAUCUUACCAAUCAAAGCGUUGCUGAAGCACCGUAGCGAGAUGCGGCUUUUAAUUCUGCCGCUCCUUUAGUAGAAAGUGUCUCUGGAUCACUGUGGCUGGUUGACGCAACCUGGUAGAUUUCUUGACAGAAUUAUAUAUCAAUGGAUUAAUAUAUCAAAAAAGAUCGGGGUGGGUGGGUUAAAGUACGUGAAUGUACUUAAAAUAAAAAUAACACCAUUUUGAAAACAAUUCAUUUUAAUUCAUUCCGGUAGAUAACUUAAUAACGAUAUUUUUACAUUUAGAAAAUAAUGAAAGGGACAUUGGCGAUAGCAAUGUCAGAAUUCUAUAGAUUUUAUUUUAAAAGUCAGAUUUUAGUGGGGAAUGUUUUCUCUGUUCCAGAUAGUUGGUUAAAAAACAACAACAUUGUUACUGGAAAAUGUUUAAAGGUACCAAUGUCUAGUACCAUAUUUAUGACUGUACUGUUUAUAUCCAGCUUUGGCUUUGAAAAAGCCCCCCCCACAGCAGCAUCUCUUCCCUUAAGUCGAAUUGCAUACCUCGAAAGCUGCCGAGAGAUUUAAAAAAAAAAUAGUGGGCAUUUAGGCCUGAGUAAUGUAGUUCUUCAGAUACGUGUAUGAAUAACUAGAAAGGACAAGACCAUCACAGAAUGGAAUGUAGUCGUGUUCUUCAGGUUUUGAGCUGAGCCUCACAAGAUACUAGAUGGUUUGAAGAGCAAAAAGUUGAAAACCUAUAUACAAAAGACUUAAGAAGAUGAUUGUGCCCUAGAAUAUGGAAUUGACUUGAUUUUUUGUAAGCCUCCGUACUAUGUCAGUAACCCAGUGGCCUUCCAAAGGAGUCAGAACCCCAAAGUUUGAAAGUUGGAGCAAAACAGAUUGAUUUUGUUGAGAACAUUGAUGCUGUUUGCUUCUGCAGAUUUUGUUCUUUUUUUAAAAAAAAAGUGUAGCCAAUAUAAAAGAGCCAUAUUACAAGUAUGUUAAAUUUAGGGCAAGCUGGUCAUUGCUCGAAAUCCACUGCCCCUCUUUCCCUGUCUGAUCCCUAUGGAACCUUGAUGUCCAGAUUCCAUUUCUACGAUCAAUUCAGUGCAGCUGGGUGUGGGCUGCAGUGAAGGAGCUCCCAAACCUUUGGAUGGAAAAGACAUUGUAUUUUGAUUCGUCCAAUUUGUCAGAAGCUGGAAUGUCUGUGCUUCGAAAAACAACAGAAAGUUUAGAGAUACUGUUCAGAUUCUUCUUCAAUUGCUGCAGAGUUGUCGCUUUUCCAGCAGUGUGUGUAUUUGUGCACAUGAAAAUUACCUAACAGAAUAAUUUCCAAUUCUAUAUAACAGUGAAAUUAUAUUCCCAAAGAACAGCAGUAGCAUAAUAUCUAUUUAAAACAUCCCAGGGAGCAAGCAAUAUUUUGAGUUUGUGAGAACUUUCCUUCAAGCUGGUUAUAAAGCGCAACACUGGAAGAAAAAUAUGAUGUAAAAGCCUGUAGUUUUAAGUACUCUUGAUUCUGGCUUUUUGUUUUUUUAAAAAGCCAGCAAGUUCUUUUUUUCCUAUUUCUUCUUAAAAUUUAACAGCGUUCCCAAUGAAUUUUUCUGGUGAACUCAAAAAGCACACUCACUGUGUCAUGAACUAUUUAAUUUUAGUUAAAACUAAUAAAGGUAUUAUGCUACCA